This is a messenger RNA of Poecilia reticulata (guppy), 1864 nucleotides long. The record is from RefSeq and is a predicted model, not a curated record. Lineage: Eukaryota; Metazoa; Chordata; Actinopteri; Cyprinodontiformes; Poeciliidae.
CUUAAGCUCCGCCCACAUGGUGCUGGCAGGAAGGGAGCUGACCUGGUGGGUCGGUGUGGUUCUGGUUCUGACCCGUGUGUCUGUUUGCUCCUGCAGCUCGUGGCCCAGGGUCAGUUCCGGAUCCUGAAGGUUCCUCUGGGCUUCAUCAAGGUCCUGCAGUGGUUCUUCGCCAUCUUCGCCUUCUCCACCUGUGGCAGUUACUCCGGGAUGUUCAAGAUGGCGGUGGAGUGUAAGAACCGGACGGAGAGCAACCUCGCCAUACAAGUGGAGUUCGAGUAUCCGUUCAGACUCCACCAGGUGUACUUCGACGCCCCCACCUGUAAGGACAGGGCCUCGGACCGGAUCUUCCUGGUCGGAGACUACUCUUCCUCCGCCGAGUUCUUCGUCACCAUCGGCGUCUUCGCCUUCCUCUACUCCACCGCGGCGCUCAGCAUCUACGUCUUCUUCUACGACAAGUACAAGGAGAACAACAAAGGCCCGCUGAUCGACCUGGGAGUGACGGCGGUGUUUGCCUUCAUGUGGCUGGUGAGUUCGGCGGCUUGGGCCAAAGGUCUGUCCGACGUGAAGACGGCGACUGAUCCGGAUGAGGUCAUCACUUUGAUCGACGCCUGUGAGAAGAAGGAGAACUCCUGCCGUGAAGUCCACGACCCGGUCAUGUCUGGACUCAACACCUCCGUGGCGUUUGGUUUCAUCAAUCUGGUCCUGUGGGCCGGAAACCUCUGGUUCGUCUUCAAGGAGACGGGCAUCAUCGCCCCGUUCAUGCGAGCUCCGCCUCCUGAGGGCAAACCUGCACCCGACGCCUACGCCCAGCAGGGGGCGUACGAACAAGACCCGUACGCCAGCAACCAGGGAGGCUACCAGCCCGAGUUCAACCAGCAAGGAUACAACCAGGAGGCUGAGUACGGUCAAGGCUACGGCCAGCAGGGGGCGCCCACCUCCUUCUCCAAUCAGAUGUGAGGAGAGGAAGCAGGAAGUGGCGGAGUGAACCAGCAGUGGGUCGCCUGCAACCUACCCACAAUGCAACACUCCUGUCUGCCUGCGACUUUACUGGGUGGGGUUGGGAUAAAUGUUCACAGCUGUGAAUCAGUGUGUAAAUGACGAAAACAGAAUCUAAAUGAGAAACCCACAACUAGACGGAUCAGUGCUGAGUAGAACCCAGAGGUUCUGGUUGAUCUUCAUGUUCGGGUUGUAUUUGUGGACAGAAUGUAUGUUUGUGUUGUAUAGAUAUCACUUAUGAACAGAUAUAUAAUCUCAACCCUUUCUUCUCGCUUCCUAUUGGACCCUGGGAUUUCUUGUUGCAAUAAGCCCCGCCCCCAAAAGCCAGAUUGCCAAUCAAUGCUGUUCAGACUGGGUUCAACGAUCCGGGUCAGAUCAGAACCAWCGAAGAUCCGGAUAGAAAACGAUGAGCCGCUGGUCCACCAGCAUCGCCUCCCAGCUCUUUGUCUUGCUGCAUGUAAAUACCCACACAGGAAGUGAUGUCAGUCUGGACUUGUAGCGAAUGCAGCUGGACGCCGGCAUGGUGGCGUCCAUGGAAACGAGAUCCAAAAUGGCUUCCUGUCAUUUCAACUCUAAUUAACAAGCUGUGUGCAGCUAUCGAUUACAUUCCUGCUGAAGACAUGUCUGAAGGUCCAGACGUCCAUCUGAGGGCCCAAUCGUCCACCUGAGGGCCCAAUCGUCCACCUGAGGACCCAAUCGUCCACCUGAAGGCCCAAUCGUCCACCUGAGGGCCCAAUCGUCCUUCUGAGCCUCAAUCGUCCAACUAGGGCCCAAUCGUCCAACUAGGGCCCAAUCGUCCACCUGAGGGCCCAAUCGUCCACCUGAGGGCCCAAUCGUCCACCUGAGGGACCAAUCGUCCACCUGAGGG